This is a messenger RNA of Nymphalis io (European peacock), 1082 nucleotides long. RefSeq names its product elongation of very long chain fatty acids protein 7-like. Gene Ontology annotation, molecular function: fatty acid elongase activity. Gene Ontology annotation, biological process: fatty acid elongation, polyunsaturated fatty acid; very long-chain fatty acid biosynthetic process; sphingolipid biosynthetic process. The record is from RefSeq and is a predicted model, not a curated record. The coding region runs from base 107 to 1054 and encodes 315 amino acids. The transcript has 6 exons. Gene Ontology annotation, cellular component: endoplasmic reticulum membrane. NCBI's taxonomy places the organism in Eukaryota, Metazoa, Arthropoda, Insecta, Lepidoptera, Nymphalidae.
UAAACGAAUCGGUGUUGACUAUACAAUUAUAAAUAUUGUAAUCAAUUUUUAGUAUCUAUUAGGUUGUAAGGUUGUGUGAGCUGUAGUUUAUGGGUCUAGUUACUACAUGAUGGCAACAGUUAUAAAGAAACUCGGAGUGUUUUAUGACUUUGUAUUUAACAAAUUAGCUGAUCCGAGGACGAAAAUUUGGUUUUUAGUUGCCAAGCCAUACCAAUGCAUUAUCGUCUUAACGAUUUAUUUGAUGUUUGUAUUUAAAUGGGGACCUAGGUUUAUGAAGAAUCGUCCAGCUUACAAUAUAGAUACAAUUAUGAUUAUAUAUAAUGUGAUACAAGUUAUUUCCUGUGCCUAUAUAUUUUUAGUGGGAUUAAUAGAAAUAUGGAUUCCAAACUACAAAUUGUUUUGUGAACCAGUCGACUUCUCGGAUUCAAAAACCGCUAUCGAUAUAGCAACACUUAGCUACUACUACUAUUUAACGAAAUAUUUGGAUCUAAUGGAUACGAUAUUUUUCGUGCUCAGGAAGAAGUAUAAUCAAAUUUCGUUCCUGCAUAUUUAUCAUCACACGGGAAUGGUAAUGCUUAUUUGGGGUGCUGUUACAUACAUGCCAGGCGGACAUGGUACAUCGGUUGGUUUAAUAAAUUCUUUCGUACACGCUGUGAUGUAUUCGUAUUAUUUAAUAACUGUCGCUGCCCCGAAAGUCAAGAAAUCGUUGUGGAUUAAGAAGCUUGUGACCCAAAUUCAAAUAUUACAGUUUUUAUUGUAUGUGGUGCACAUUGGCAGCAUAGCGUUUAUGCCUAACUGCGAGUAUCCCAGAUGGACCGUCGCAAUCUUCCUACCGCAGAAUCUAUUCAUACUAGUGCUGUUUAUGGACUUUUAUAUCAAGACAUAUAUAAAAAAAACUAAAACAACCGUUCCCGUUAAGAAACUAGAAGAAGAAUCACGUGAAAGUGAAGUCGGAUAUAAUAAUAAUUUUAAGGCUAAGGAAAACCAUGAAAUUUUCCAACGUAUUAUUAAAACGGACGAAAUGGAAUCAAAGGUGGUUAACACAAAAAAAUAAUAGAUUAUAGCUUAACAAUUAAAUAUAU